AACACUUUCGUGCCGAUAAGCAUAUUCAUCAUAAUUACGGAGUAACUAAUGGCUCUGCUGCACAAGGCUGAAAGCAGAUGUUUGUCCUAGCUCAUCCGUUAGUUAGCCCUAUGUAUCUCGAAGGGUACCUACUUUAAUGCUUCAGUGUAUAAAUCUUUGCGGUGGCAUGAACCGAACAAGCCACAAGAAAGCCGAAAGAUAUGGCGGGGCUUGGCACAACGACAUCUGCCUGGAUUUAUCUCCGGCCGGUCAGUUUCCAGUGCCCGCCCGCAACACACCGGAACAAACAAAACUGCUUGUGUCUUCAUUCUCUAAACUACUCUUUGAGAAACACAGAUAUAAUACCUAAUUUGUCUUCUAGAGGACGCAGUGCUCGCUUCUAGAUUCUCUCCCAGCUUUGCUUUCACCUCCCUUCUAAUUGUCUGUGUAAUACUUGCUUUUCGCCUCGCAGAGUAGUGUAGUUACACCCCGCGGUUAGCUCAUUUCCUGUUGGGAAAACGCUCUGCGCAGGAAUCCCACUCGAAUUAAGCCAAUUAUUCACCAUGUCUGUUCGAAUCCAUCUGGAUAGGCCGCAUGCGUAUUUUACGAACCUCGAUUUCAUCACAGGGAAAGUCAUCCUUGCCCUAUCCACCGAUACUCCCGUAUCAAGCGUCGUCGUGAAGCUCGAGGGCGAGAGCAGCACCAGGCUUGCCGCUCCGAAAUACCCCAAUAGUGACCGCAGUGAGAAGAAGAGGACGGAGGUGGAAUCCCACAAGCUCCUAUACAAAACCCGUACUUUAUUUCCGGUUGAGGAUACGUCUGAACUCGUCGGAAGUAACCCGUACUAUACCCUUCCGUCCGGCCAUCACGAAUAUCCCUUUAGUUUCAAAUUUCCCUUCAAUAAUGACUGCAGUGAGCAUGCGAGGACAAAUCUCAACAUGGGCGCGAUAAGGCUAGAGGUUGCCCGCGAUACGAAUAUACACGUCCGUAGGGCACUUCCACCGUCGCUGACGGGAUUUCCGGGCGAGGCCGAGAUUAGAUAUUACGUGAAGGCGACGGUUGCGCGGCCACAGUUUUACAAGGAGAAUUAUAGAGGGUUUGCGGAUUUCAAAUUCCUGCCCAUCGAGCCUCCGGAGAGAGUAGUACCCGGCGCGGAAUCGUAUGCCAGACGCCAGCAACAAUUUUCAAAAGUCAGCAGUAUACCUGGGAAGAAGAGUCUUUUCCGAACAACCAAUCCUCCACCCUUGAUCGAUAUCGAGGAAGAACCUCCCAAAUUUUCCGUAGAUGCCAGAUUACCUAGUCCUGCAAUCAUCACCUGUAACGAGCCCAUUCCAUUACGAAUUCUGGUAAGAAAGCUUAACGACAGCUCCGACACGAUUUUCUUGCAGAUGAUACAGGUCGAAUUAAUCGCAUAUACACACAUCCGGGCCCACGAUCUUGCCAGAACUGAGAGUGGGAGCUGGGUCAUUGUAAGCCAAAGCAAUAUGAACAUCCCGCUUGGGGAUGGAACCGCUCCCGCUGGGAAGGAGUGGAAGAUAGAUUCCAGCAUGUGGGAUCGUACCCCAUUGCCCAGUUCUGUGGCGCCGUCAUUCGAUACCUGCAAUAUAUCGCGGACGUACAACUUGGAUGUACAAGUUGGAUUAAGACAUGGUUCUUCUGCUAUGAUGAAGCCUGAGCUUAUCGUUGUUCCCCUCCGGAUACCCGUUCAAGUAUACUCUGGAAUCGCUCCUCCUCAGGCCCUCUUAGACGCUGUCCGGCGGUCUCCUAGUAAGGUCAGCAAGGUAUCCGAGGUUCCGCCUCCGCAACCUCCUCGGCCUGAGGUUGUCCCGACAAUCGCUCCCGUGCACACCGAAUACGAUGAUGCUCCUCCAAGCUAUGAGGAUGCCAUGGCAGAUGCUCUUGGGCCAGUGGAUGGCCCGCGGCGCGAGUAUAACCCUCCAGACCCAGGAUCAUGGUCAGGGGCUGAUAAUAAGGGUUCAGCAAAGGAUAAUAAAGACAACGAGCGGCUUUUCCCUAGUAGCAGCCCGCGCAAUGCAUCAACGGAGUCUUUCUUUGAUAACCAUUAUGCAAAUGUAACGCCUCUGGAUGGGCAAUAUGCCAACUCCCAUUUCGCCGUCCAGCCGCUGCAAUCGACAUCAAUUGGACAGGUUCAACAAACUCAACUUAUCGAGGAGACCCUAUACCCACCACAACAGGCACCACAGGCACAACAAACACUACAGGACUCACAGCAACGAAGGCCAUUGCCCUUCAUGGGAGUUCCCCCUAGGAAACCCGUUCCGGGGGCGGGAAAACAAGCGUGAUCCUUAAAGGUUGAAACUCCACUGGGAAAUAUAUGAGUCCUUCUCCUGUCAUCUGAGUAUGCGAGAGGUGAUAAGAUCGUAGUAUUAGUAUGCGAUCAACUGCUAUUUCUCUCAACAAAUAGCUUAUUCCCAUUCUUUCCAACUGUCUUUUAUUUUCUUUUUCUCUUUUCUACAUAUAAACUUUUGGGAUAACGAUGUAUCACGAAAGCGAGGGUUCAUGGGCUCGGAUAACGAAAGCGUACAUUUUCAUGUCAGGAAUCCUUCUUUUUCCUUUAUCUUUUUCCCUUUUUGUUUUUUCUUUUUUCGUCGCUUUUGUGCAUCAAUGAGUGCAUGGGACAUAUUUUUGUUUAGAGAAAAACAACAUUGACCGGGGUAAUUAAAAAUUCUUUGCGGGAUGGGUUUCAAUAGGGAUCAAAUAAAUAAAAAAUAAAACCUGGUUCAAACUCUCAGUCAA
Messenger RNA from Blastomyces dermatitidis ER-3, 2736 nucleotides. Its product is annotated as arrestin domain-containing protein. The record is from RefSeq and is a predicted model, not a curated record. Bases 543 to 2282 code for a protein of 579 amino acids. The transcript has 5 exons. Gene Ontology annotation, molecular function: ubiquitin protein ligase binding; protein-macromolecule adaptor activity. Gene Ontology annotation, biological process: ubiquitin-dependent endocytosis. Gene Ontology annotation, cellular component: plasma membrane; cytoplasm; cytosol. Lineage: Eukaryota; Fungi; Ascomycota; Eurotiomycetes; Onygenales; Ajellomycetaceae.